AUGGUCACCUCCAACAACCUCUGCCUCAAGCACGUCGGUGUGGCCUUCUACAACGUGGGGCGCUCCCUCACCACCGUCUUCAACGUGCUGCUCUCCUACCUAGUGUCCCGCAGCGUCCUGCCCCUCUCCAUCGUCUUCAUCGGUAUGGUCACCUCCAACAACCUCUGCCUCAAGCACGUCGGUGUGGCCUUCUACAACGUGGGGCGCUCCCUCACCACCGUCUUCAACGUGCUGCUCUCCUACCUGCUCCUCAAGCAGACCACCUCCCUCUACGCCCUCCUGGCCUGCGGAGUCAUCAUAGGUGGCUUCUGGCUGGGUGUUGACCAGGAAGGAGCAGAGGGCACUCUGUCGUGGACAGGUAUAUUCUUUGGGAUCUUAGCAAGCCUCUGUGUCUCGCUCAAUGCCAUCUACACCAAGAAGGUGCUGCCUGUGGUGGAUGGUAGCAUCUGGCGCCUGACCUUCUACAACAACGUCAACGCUUGUGUCCUGUUCUUCCCCCUCAUGAUGCUGCUGGGCGAGUUCCGCACCCUCUACCACUUCGACAAGCUGGGGAGCCCCAGUUUUUGGGGCAUGAUGAUCCUGGGGGGAGUGUUUGGCUUUGCCAUUGGUUAUGUGACCGGACUUCAGAUUAAGUUCACUAGCCCACUCACCCACAACGUGUCUGGGACAGCCAAGGCCUGUGCCCAGACAGUGCUGGCUGUUGUCUACUUUGAGGAGACAAAGAGCUUCUUGUGGUGGACGAGUAACUUGAUGGUUCUGGGAGGCUCCUUCGCGUACACAUGGGUGAAAGGGCUGGAGAUGAGAAAGGUGCAAGAGGAUCCUACUAUCAAAAGCAGCGAAAGAAAUGAGACUGGUGUGUAGGUGGCUCCUGCACCUCUGUUUCUGUGCCUGGAGCGUUCACCUUUGGUGCUCCUUUCCUCCUGGGGAGAAGAAGAGCAAGGAGCAGGAAGAAACUCCCUUGCAAAGUGUAUGGGGAACUGUGCCAGGAACCAGAGCCAAAGACCAGACUGGAUCGUGUUUUAUCCACGGGAUCUCGCCCUGUAUCGGAGUUGGGAAGAGCAUGUGUUGUAGAGAGCAAUCAGUUUUUUGUGAUUGUUUUUUUAAAAUGGAUGUUGCUGUUGAC
Messenger RNA from Opisthocomus hoazin, 1123 nucleotides. The record is from RefSeq and is a predicted model, not a curated record. NCBI's taxonomy places the organism in Eukaryota, Metazoa, Chordata, Aves, Opisthocomiformes, Opisthocomidae.